Molecule: messenger RNA, 1344 nt
Organism: Sclerotinia borealis F-4128
Lineage: Eukaryota; Fungi; Ascomycota; Leotiomycetes; Helotiales; Sclerotiniaceae
Source: the annotation of a GenBank genome assembly
AUGUCUCAGGAACACUUGCUUAAUAUCGAGCGUAAUUCAAGCUUCAAAGGUGUUCAUAUACAUGGAAGGCCUUCCGACUUAAUUUUUGAUGUUCAUUGCUUGGGGGAUAACAUUGCCUCGAUCAACAACUCUACAUCAGACAACGGGGACAUGCACAACUAUCGACUCAUGGUUCCUGGCUUAUGCCAUCCUCACAUACAUCUUGAUAAGUGUUUCUUGUUGUCACAUCCUAAAUAUGCAGACCUAGAGAUCACCGAGGGCGACUUUUCUGAGGCAAUGAACUUAACCAGUGAAGCAAAGUCACGAUUUGAACAUGAUGACCUCAUGGAUAGGGGAAGGGCUUUGAUUGAGGAAAGCAUCCGAUUCGGUGUAACUCACAUGAGAGCUUUUGUCGAAGUAGACUUUGGUGUUGAAAUGAAGUGUUUGGAUGCUGGAUUGGCAUUAAAGUGGGAAUUCCGUAACAAGUGUUAUAUUCAAAUUUGCGUAUUCGCCCAGGAUCCAAUAUUUAGCCAUGACUAUGGGUCUCGAUCAAUGACGGGUUUGCUCGAGCAGGCAAUCAAAAAACCUGGGGUCCAGGCUAUUGGGAGCACCCCAUACGUAGAAAAGAGUCCCGCGCUCCAGGAAAAAAAUAUUCGAUGGACUAUUGAAACAGCGAAAUUGUACAAUCUACAUUUGGACUUCCACCUCGACUAUAAUCUAGAUGCAGAUCAAAAACCCGCGGUCCAUUCAGUAAUCGAAAGACUCCAUCAAGUUCAGUGGCCGAUUGACAGAGGUAUUGCAGGCUUCAGAACAGUUGUGCUUGGUCAUUGCACUCGACUCACGCUCUUCGACGAAAAUGCCUGGCGAAGCCUUCGUCAUGAGAUUGGCAAUCUACCUGUCUCAUUUAUCGGACUACCUACAUCGGAUUUAUUCAUGAUGGGGCGGCCUGAAAAAACCACCGGCGGGAGUAGCAGAGUCAGGGGCACACUUCACAUCAUCGAAAUGAUCAAGAAAUAUGACUUCAAUGCAGCCAUGGGAAUUAACAAUGUUGGGAAUGCCUUUACUCCAUACGGUAACUGUGAUCCUAUGAGUCUUACAAGUCUUGGUGUGGGCAUCUAUCAAGCAGGUACGAAGGAAGACGCUGAGAUUCUACUGGAAUGUGUAUCAACAAGAGCUAGGGUAGCGAUUGGCCUCGGUCGUGAAUCUAGCCUUAAACUUGAAGUUGGAGAUCCCGCGUGUUUUGUCAUUUUUGGUAAGAAUGGGCCCCAGAACUUUAGAGCUAGAAAGUCAAUCCACGAGUUGGUGUAUGAUUCAGGCGUCGAACGAACGACUAUCUUCGAAGGAAAAGAGGUCAGCUCUCCAUAA